AGAAACCCUUCUUCUGCUUCUCUCUAAACUCCCCGCGCUCGCGCCUCUUAGAGAUUCUCAACCGAUUCAUUCUCGUUGCUCUUUGCGGCUAAUCGAUUUGCUCCAGGUAAGAUUGCGGAUGGCAGCGGCGUUAGUAGCUCAGCAACUUGUUACUGCUAGUGUUGUUGGGAACGCAUUUGUGACGCAGUAUUAUCACAUUCUGCAUCUAUCGCCGGGGGAUGUUCAUCGAUUUUAUCAGGACAUAAGUAUCCUUGGUCGUCAAGAGGAGGAUGGCACCAUGACCAUCACCACCACUAUGGAAGCCAUUAAUGCGAAGAUUCUUUCCCUGAACACUGAUAAGUUGAAAGCAGAGAUUAAAUCAGUAGAUUCUCAAGAGUCCUUUAGUGGUGGAGUUCAUGUUCUUGUGACUGGUUGUAUGAGAGCGAGGGACAACUCAUGCUACAAUUUUGCGCAGUCAUUUUUCCUUGCCCCGCAGGAGAAGGGUUACUUUGUUUUGAAUGAUACGUUUCGGUAUUUGGAUAGUGUCCCUGCGAACCCAGCCGUGGCCAAUGAUAUUGUGGUGCCUGCCUCUCCUGAGCUAGUAUCUGCCGUCCCAGCAACAAUUGUGGAGAAUCAUGUCCCUGUCAACGAGGAUAGCGUACCUCCUGUGGAAGAAGCUGUGGCAGGAGAAGUUCGCAGUCCAUCUGAGAGUAAUGAUGUGGCAAUUGUUCUUAAAGAAGAAUCCCCGGUGGCUGAGGUCGAUGAUGCACAAAAGAUUGUUGAAUCUAGUGCCAAAAUUGAGGAAUUGCCAAAGAAAUCUUAUGCCUCUAUUGUGAUGCAUCUAAAGGGAAAUGUUGCAUCUUCCCCACCUUCACAAGUGACUCCUCUAAAAGCUCCACCAAAGAUUGUAGAGCCAGUGCAUCCACCUUCUGCCCCAGCAACUGAUGGACCUGUUUCUGGUUCGGAAGUUGUUGAUAAUGGAAACAACCCAGAUGGUGAAGCUGAUGGUUACUCAAUAUACAUAAAGGGUCUCCCUAUGAAUGCUACCGAGAGCUUACUUGAGGAAGUAUUCAAGAAAUUCGGUACUAUCAAGCCCGAUGGAAUUCAAGUUAGGAGCAACAGAUAUCAAGCCUUUUGUUUUGGCUUUGUGGAAUUUGAGGAUGCAAGUUCUGUAGAAAAAGCUCUCGAGGCUUCUCCCGUGACAAUUGGUGCACGCCAUGCAUUUGUUGAGGAGAAGAAGUCUACUAACACUCGAGGAAAUUCCAAGGGGAGGUUUCAACCAGGAAGAGGUUCUGGUGGAUUCAGAAAUGAAGGAGUAAGAGGACGUUGGAACUACGGAUACGGGAGGGGUGAUUUCAAUGGAAGGGGUGGCAGGUUCUCAAAUCGAGAUGGAUAUCAGAGGUCUGAAAACAUGAGGAACAAUGGUGGCAGUCGCAUGAACCGCACUGGUGGCUUCCCAAACGGCAGCACAAAUAGUGUCGCUGUCGCUCCUCGGGUUUCUGCUACUGCUUGAGCGAUGAAGGUAGGUAGUCAGUGUGUGGCUUCAACUAGGUGGAUUUAUUUUAGUUUUUAUUUAAAACUGUAGGGAAUUUUUACAUGGUCAAAAAUCAAAAUUAGUUUUGUCGAACUGCUUAGGUCCCUAUUGCCGCUUUUGUUCACAAUUUUCCCAUUCUUGGGUACAGUUUUUUGAGUAGGAUGAGGUUAAGUAGUUCUUUUUUUUUUGAAUUAGUAUAUUGGCUGAUGAAAAAACUUUAAAAUAUUUUGUACUGGGCUCAUUUAUUGGAAUGAAAUUCAGUUUCCCAUUUUA
Messenger RNA from Salvia splendens (bonfire salvia), 1786 nucleotides. Its product is annotated as nuclear transport factor 2-like. Gene Ontology annotation, molecular function: mRNA binding. Gene Ontology annotation, cellular component: ribonucleoprotein complex; cytosol. The record is from RefSeq and is a predicted model, not a curated record. Bases 119 to 1492 code for a protein of 457 amino acids. NCBI's taxonomy places the organism in Eukaryota, Viridiplantae, Streptophyta, Magnoliopsida, Lamiales, Lamiaceae. The transcript has 9 exons.